AUGUCGCUCGCACCAUCGACGAGCACCGGCACGCUCGCCGCAGCGCCCACCCGCUCCCACCUCUCGCUCAAGGGAUCGACGUCGCUGGUCCACGAGUUCUUCACCUACUGCGUCCAGUCCAUCCUCUACCAGCGCAACAUCUACCCGUCCGAAGACUUCAAGACGGUGAAAAAGUACGGCCUCCAGAUGCUCGUCACCACCGACGACAGCGUCGCAGACUACCUCGAACGCGCAAUGAACCAGCUCCAGGACUGGCUCGAGCGCGGAAAAGUCACCCGCCUCGUCGUCGCCAUCGUCGAGCGCGAGACGGGCGAAACGAGGGAGAGGUGGCAGUUUGACGUAGAGGUACUUCAAAAGAACCAGGCGCCCGCGGCGGCGGCAGCAGAGGGCAAGGAGAACGAGCUACCAACACCAGCAGAAGGUGACAAGGCAGCGCCUCCAGCGGCAAAGCAAAAGACCGACGCGCAGAUCCGAGCCGAAAUCGCCGCCAUCAUCAAGCAGAUCACCGCCAGCUGCACCUUCCUUCCCGUCCUCGAAGAGCUCUGCCACUUCCAGAUCCUCGCCUACACAGAUCGCGACACCGAGGCGCCAGUCGAGUGGACCGAGUCAGACGCCAGGCUCAUCGCAGAGGGCCAGGCGGAACAGGUCAAGCUGCGCAGCUUCAGCACCCAUGUACACCGCAUCGACGCCAUGGUCGCAUACAGGCGGGGCGAGGAGGACGAGUAG
Molecule: messenger RNA, 726 nt
Organism: Pseudozyma flocculosa PF-1
Lineage: Eukaryota; Fungi; Basidiomycota; Ustilaginomycetes; Ustilaginales; Ustilaginaceae
Exons: 3
Coding region: 1-726 (241 amino acids)
Biological process (GO): mitotic spindle assembly checkpoint signaling
Cellular component (GO): nucleoplasm; cytoplasm; kinetochore
Source: RefSeq, a predicted model, not a curated record